AUGAUACGUUGUACGGAUCCUGCCAAUCGGCCGGAAUCUCGAGGCUCGCAGAAUGCCGUACCGGUAGGAGUGCCCUCUGGCCCGGCGGUAGGCUACCGUCCAGAUGUUACCGUGUCUGCGGACGAACGGUUCGACUCGGAUACGUGGGGUCGCACGCCAACCAAUUACUCAAUCAUCGAAGAAGACUCCGUGAUCGAAGAUACCGGACGCAGUUAUCACGGAUACAAGCAAGGGAAGUACUAUAUACCAAAUGACGGAGUAGAGCAAGAUCGCCUAGAUUUCCAACAUCGCAUGUUUCUAGAAGCCCUCGAUGGCCAGCUCUCUCUGGCGCCUCUUCCAGACAGUCCAAGACAAGUUCUUGAUAUUUGCUGUGGUACAGGAAUAUGGUCCAUACAAUUUGCCGAGGCACAUCCUGACUCGACUGUUCUGGGAACAGACCUGAGCUUCAUUCAGCCGUCAACAGGCAUUCCACCAAACUGCUCUUUCAUCAAGGAGGAUGCAGAGGACGAAUGGUUAUAUCCGCACAAGUUCGACUACAUACACUUCCGCUUUGUCACUACUUGCUUUGAUGAUCCGAAAGCCGUCAUGCGCUCGGCUUUCGAAAAUUUGAACCCAGGCGGCUGGAUAGAGUAUCAAGACAUACAGACGGGUUUCUGGUCUCCCGAUGAGUCUGUCCGUGGGACCAGCAUCGAAAAGUGGGGAAGACACCUGAUUGCAGGAGCAGCCGCCAAAGGACGGAACAUAGACGUUGCACGACAUUACAAGACGUGGAUGGAAGAGUUGGGCUUCGAAAAUGUGACCCAGGUAUCUGUACCCUUGCCAGGAAACGUUUGGCCGCGUGACCGCAAAUGGAAACGUGUGGGGGCUUACCUCUCUCGAGAUCUUCUCAUGGGCCUGGAUGGCAUCUCUCGGAAAAUGCUCGUCGCAGCUGGACUCUCGCCUUCAGAAAUCGCAACAUUGUUGACCAAUGUCAGAAAGGAGCUUGUCAAUACACAGAUCAGAUGGUCAUUCCCUGCAGUGGUAGUGUACGGUCAGAAACCGCUUGUGACCCGUCAACUUCCUCCGCUCAAUGGCUUGUCAGUUCGCCAAGCUGACAGUGUAGAAGAGUCUGCAUUACGCAAGUUUGACUCUGGAACACGGGAUUACUUGAGGUGA
Messenger RNA from Neoarthrinium moseri, 1155 nucleotides. RefSeq lists its product as uncharacterized. The transcript has 8 exons. Lineage: Eukaryota; Fungi; Ascomycota; Sordariomycetes; Amphisphaeriales; Apiosporaceae. The coding region runs from base 1 to 1155 and encodes 384 amino acids. Gene Ontology annotation, molecular function: methyltransferase activity. The record is from RefSeq and is a predicted model, not a curated record.